Molecule: messenger RNA, 1482 nt
Organism: Ectocarpus sp. CCAP 1310/34
Lineage: Eukaryota; Phaeophyceae; Ectocarpales; Ectocarpaceae
Source: the annotation of a GenBank genome assembly
AUGAGCUCUGCUGGAGACGAAGAGAGCACUGCUGCGAGCGGAGAACAGAUCCGCCCGCCGGUGCAGGAGGCCCGCGAUGCGGAGCUUGCAAGUUUGCAACUACAGACUUCGCAAUUGGCGGCCCUGGUGGAGGAGUCGGUGAAGAAGAAGGAGCCUGGCAGCGUCGUGGCGGAUGCAGCCAGUAGGGGCGGCUGGGUUGCCGCCCCCGGAGGCCAAGAAGAGCCCAUGCAGGAGCUUGGCGGUGGCGGGGAAAUUCUCCAGCAGCAAGCGAGAGAUGAUGGGCAAGGACCACGGCAGCUGCUGGAAGGCGGCUGGGCCAGCAGAUCGGGAGCGAACCGUGUUGGACCAGCAGCAGUGGGCCCGGGCAUAGGGCCGGACUACGGGGAAGCGAGGGGGUUAAACCCCCCAGGUGAGAUACCCGUGAUUCGAGGAGAUGGAGAAUACCUCGACGGCUGCAUCCCACCCGAGUACCAGCAAGCGAAGUUAAUGUUGGAGACAACAACGGCACUGGAUAGGGCCGAGAUCGUCAGGAUCGUGACCACGGUGCACGCGAGGCUCCCUGAGGGGAGGCAGGCCUCGAAGGGCCAGCGGAGAGCGGAGCACGCUCUCCUCGUGAGCGACGGUAGCGGUGGGGGAGGAGCGCCGGGCCUCGGCAGCGGCGGCAACCAGAAGGGGAGAGAGGGUGGCGUGAAGGCUGGUGGCGGAGGCGGAGGCGGCGGAGGCGGCGAUGACGAUGCGGGUAGCAUGUGCGGUCGCUGUUUCCGGUGCGGCAAGAAGGGCCACCAGGUGGCCGACUGCACCGUGAAUAAGCCCAUGCGAUGUGAGACAUGCAAGGGCUACAGACACGACAAGAGCAAGUGCCCGGCCGAGGGGGCGGUGCUCGUGGUGGAAGUGCCGGCGGGGGGGCGUCUGCGAACGCCACAGCACUGGACGUGGCAGAAGAGGUGCUGGUGGUCGGUGGCAUCUCAGGUGAGUGUCACAAAGUCGUUGGUCGAGGGGGUGUAGAGAAGGCUAGGCGGGGUAGGUAUGUUGCCGAUACCGGCGCUACCACCCACAUGUUCGCGAAACCAAAUAAGUUUGUUCGUUACGAAGAGUGUGAUCGACGUGUGCGCGUCGAAGCCGGAGAAACCUUUUUCCCCAUCGUGGGGUACGGCGACGUGACGGUAACCCUUAGCUCGCGCGACAGUACAACCGACCUGUUGUUGAAACGGGUUGCACACGUUCCCCGACUAGAUUACAACCUAGUAUCUCUCACUUCCCUCGUCGACGAGGGGUUCGAAACCAAAAACCUCAAUAAACACGAGUUGGAAUUGGAGAGAGGGGGGGGAGCCGGUGUACUUCCCCCGAUGCGGUAACCUGUACGUCCAUAACGGUUUCCGCACACACACCGAACAUGCCUGUGCCGCAAUUGCUCCUGGCAACGCGAAAGCGCCCAGCACCCCCGUUGACAUCAACGAUUUCCACUGCGCGCACGGCCACUCC